GAUCACCUAGCUUCAUCGCACCCCGUCCUCACUCCUCAGCGAUCGAUCGGACUCGGAAGAAUUAUUCACGCGGACGUGUGCGCGCCCCGCACCAUGAAGGCCGCCGCGGCGACGCUCCUGCUGGCGCUGGUGGUCGCGGCCGCCGCCGUGGCCCCGUCGCCAUCCGACGCGGCCAGGUUCGGCGACGGCGGCCCCGCCGCGGCGGUGGCCAUGAAUAAGAACACUGCUGGCGGCGGCCUGCAGCACCGCCAUGGCCCCCGCUGGCGCGACCACCACCACGGCGGCAGCCGGUCCCCCCUGGCGGGGCUGACGGAGUGCGUCACCGUGUGCGGGAGCGGGGUGACGGGGUGCAUGCUCGACUGCUACAAGCCGGCGCUGGGGCUGGACCCCGUGCAGCUGCCCGUCUGCCUCCUCAAGUGCACCAACAACGCAUUGCUCUGCGGCUCCAGCUGCUCAACCAACCUCUAGCUAGCUACCCGGCCAUCCGUUCUACCGAUCACACACAAAUAUAUUUAUAUAAUCCCGCCACCACUUAGCUAACUAAACGAUCGAAUGCCAUGACAUGCGAAAGUAUAUAUAUAUAUAUAUAUAUAUAUAUAUAUAUAUAUAUAUAUAUAUAUAUAUAUAUAUAUAUAGUAUAUGCCACUGAAUAAGAUUAAUUAUGUCCCUCCCACACCUAUGGUUGUACUUGAUGAUGCAUUCCAUACUACUAGACACUACCAAUGGCUUUGCAAAACUCGUGCUUAUCAUGAAUAAUACAAUGGCUACUUCA
Molecule: messenger RNA, 772 nt
Organism: Panicum virgatum (switchgrass)
Lineage: Eukaryota; Viridiplantae; Streptophyta; Magnoliopsida; Poales; Poaceae
Product: anther-specific protein RTS-like
Exons: 1
Coding region: 94-468 (124 amino acids)
Source: RefSeq, a predicted model, not a curated record